AUGGCUGCUUCUCUGAGACAGAGGUUUCUGCGUGUGCUGUGUUGCGGGGCGCCUCCCCGGGUGUCCUCCGGGGGCGACCCGGGUCACGGGGGUGGCACAGGGGCCCAGGAAACGCUCCUGAUGGAGGGGUUUUUGUUUAAGAGGACCAGGAGUGUGUUUAAAACCUGGAACAGCUGUACGUUCCAGGCCGACUGUGAGGCAGGUAGACGGGCGUGGAUCAGCGCCAUUCAGAACCUGACUGAGAGAGAAGAAGGAACAGUCGAGAGCGAGAAGGGGUACGAGGACGAUUCGAAAUCAGACUCCAGUGAGAUGUUAUUGGACAGGGAGAUUCAGUUGGAGGACUCACAGGAACCGCGGGCGUCUUCUGAAGCUCCAGGUGGGAUCAGUUCUAGAGAAAUCGUCUGUGAUGCUCCCAAUAACAAGGGUGAGUACGCCGAACCUUUAUUUGGACCCUUAUUUUUGGUCCACAUGACACAUGAAGCAUCAUUGGUGAUACUUGGGUUAAAGAUGCUGAAGAAGAACCCACUGAAGGAGACCCAGCUAAAGAAGAAACUGCUAAAGGAGAACCCACUGAAGGAGACCCCGCUAAAGAAGAAACUGCUAAAGGACAACCCACUGAAGGAGAACCCGCUGAAGAAGAAACUGCUAAAGGACAACCCGCUGAAGGAGAACCCACUGAAAGAGAACACGGUGAAGGAGAAACCGCUAAAGGACAGACUGACACGAACCCGGACAGCUUUGAGAGCCGAUACACCGUUGGAGAGCUGCUGGGAAAGGGAGGCUGUGGUUCGGUCUACGAAGGCGUCCGUAAGGUGGACGGGAACCAGGAUCCUCCCUACAACCUACCGGGACAUUAUUGAGACAAACCCGGGAUGCACACUAAGAAGGUCUGAGUCCCUGGUGAUACCGGAUACCACAGGAUGCUUUCGGAUGUCUCGUGGAGUCCACGUGUCGGCGGUUGCCAUCAAAUACGUGGUGAAGGAUGAGCACCUCAGAUUUACCAGGAUUCCCGGCGAGACAGAGUUGCUCCCCGUCGAGGUGGCCCUGAUGCGCUUGGUGUCCAGGCCACCCAUCAGCCCGUACGUGCUGAAGCUCCUGGAGUGGUUCGACACGCCUGAGCGCUGCGUCCUGAUUCUGGAGCGCCCCGUCCCCUGCGUAGACCUCUACCAGCUGAUGCUCGAGAAGGGCAGGCUGAGGAUGCCAUUCGCCCGGCACGUUAUGCGGCAGGUUGUCCUGGCGGUGCUCCACUGCCGCGACCGCGGGGUCCUGCACAGGGACAUUAAGCUCCAGAACAUCCUUCUGAACACAGAGACGCUGGAGGUGAAGCUGAUCGACUUCGGAUGCGGCGACCUGUUGAAGGAUACUCCGUACUACACGUAUUCAGGCACGUGGGUAUACUCACCACCCGAGUGGAUAACCAAGAAGAAGUACUAUGGCUGCCCUGCGACAGUCUGGAGUCUGGGCGUACUGCUGUUUUUCUUGGUUUGUGGACGCCUGCCAUUUCGGUCUAAGAAGGAGAUCACCAAAGGACAGCUAGUGUACAAACCUGGUGUGUCUCAUGCCUGCUGCCAUCUGACCGAACAAUGCCUCAAGAAGAAGCCCAGCAAGCGCCUCACCCUCGGGCAGAUCCUCCUGCAUGGGUGGUUCCAUGAGUAACCCGAAGACUAGGUCCAGACGGUGUAGAUCUUUACACCCGUACUGGCGGCUGCAAAAAAGAGGGUAACAUGACAGAAAAACACGUAUCAAAUAUCGGGAUCCAACAUGUCAACUUUAUGGACAUCGUCUUUGAACUGAUGCUGCUGGGAAUUCUGGGAAGAGCGAGGGUGCAUCAGAUCAUUUCAUUGACGCAGUACCAGAGACGAAGGCUCUUUCUGGACCGGCUGAUUGCUCUCAUCUAUUCAUGUGUUACGCCCAGAAGGACUGAACGGCAGUACACGGAGCGUUAUUUAUUCCAUCUUCAGACUGAGAUGCUGAGCUUCCUGGAUGAAAUCUUCACUCUGGACGAGUCUUUGUACGCAAAACCUGAAGCCCUGGCUGCUGCACUGGAGACGCUUUUAUGGCGGAGCCUCCGACGGUUUCAUGAAAGGCUGGAAACAGAGGAUAUCUAAAGGCCAACCCUGAUUAGAACCUUUAUUUAACUGUCAGGGAUGCAGGUCUGGUGGUUGACGUGUUUUUCAUGUGUGUUCACAGUUUGUGUACCUGUGGAGGUGCGUCAGGACCCAAGACAUGGGAGACGUGUGAAGAUACUACCGAUGUGGAAGCGUGUAUUGGAUUUCUGAUAGACGCGCUGCCAUUAGGACAACGUCUUUACAUCAGGACAACGCCCAUAUGACUUUGUGGACCAGAUCCAGAUGUGUAAAAAGCUGAUGUUCUGUAAAAAUUUAAUAAAAAAAGAAGGAACUGUGA
This is a messenger RNA of Trichomycterus rosablanca, 2406 nucleotides long. RefSeq lists its product as uncharacterized. NCBI's taxonomy places the organism in Eukaryota, Metazoa, Chordata, Actinopteri, Siluriformes, Trichomycteridae. The transcript is spliced from 12 exons. Gene Ontology annotation, biological process: negative regulation of apoptotic process; protein autophosphorylation; regulation of mitotic cell cycle. The record is from RefSeq and is a predicted model, not a curated record. Gene Ontology annotation, molecular function: protein serine/threonine kinase activity; ATP binding. The coding region runs from base 1 to 1656 and encodes 551 amino acids. Gene Ontology annotation, cellular component: cytoplasm.